Corvus hawaiiensis (hawaiian crow) is the source of this 4852-nucleotide messenger RNA. RefSeq names its product DEAD-box helicase 17 (gene DDX17). The transcript is spliced from 13 exons. Gene Ontology annotation, molecular function: ATP binding; RNA binding; RNA helicase activity. Gene Ontology annotation, cellular component: ribonucleoprotein complex; cytoplasm; nucleus. The record is from RefSeq and is a predicted model, not a curated record. Gene Ontology annotation, biological process: alternative mRNA splicing, via spliceosome. Lineage: Eukaryota; Metazoa; Chordata; Aves; Passeriformes; Corvidae. The coding region runs from base 317 to 2284 and encodes 655 amino acids.
AACGUAAGCGGAGCGGGCCGGGGCGGCGGCGGCCAUUUUGUGCCGGGAGCGCGGAGGAAGAAGACGCUGGUGUCUCCACACUGCCCGGGCCCUGGAGCCGACCGAGAGCCCCGCCGUUCCGGCCGCUGACGCCCAGCGGGUCUCGGACCCACUGACCACCUCUUCUCCUUUUGUGUCCCACCAAAGAGGCGAGGUGGCGCAAAGCGAGGCCUCCGAGGCGCAGCCGCCUCUGGCUGGACCCUCUCCCCGUACCCCCAGCCCCUCGCCGUCCCCACGGCCGGCGUUCCGCUGCCUCUCACCCACCCCUCCGGGGGCGAUGAGAGGCUUCGGGGACCGGGGCCGCGACCGAGACCGCGGCGGGUUUGGAGCGAGUCGUGGAGGUCCUCUUCCUCCAAAGAAAUUUGGUAAUCCAGGGGAACGUUUACGUAAGAAAAAAUGGGAUUUAAAUGAACUGCCCAAGUUUGAGAAGAAUUUUUAUGUGGAACAUCCAGAAGUGGCCAGGCUUACUCCGUAUGAAGUUGAAGAAUUGCGAAGGAAGAAGGAGAUAACAAUUCGAGGAAUGGAGGGCUGCCCCAAGCCAGUGUUUGCGUUCCACCAGUGUAGCUUUCCACAGUAUGUGAUGGAUGCCUUGAUGGACCAGAACUUCACAGAACCCACUCCAAUUCAGUGCCAAGGCUUUCCACUGGCCCUCAGCGGUCGUGACAUGGUGGGCAUUGCACAGACCGGCUCUGGGAAGACACUAGCAUACUUGUUGCCUGCAAUUGUUCACAUCAACCACCAGCCAUAUUUGGAGAGAGGGGAUGGCCCAAUUUGUCUGGUUCUGGCACCUACUAGAGAGUUGGCCCAGCAAGUGCAGCAGGUGGCUGAUGAUUAUGGCAAAUGUUCAAGACUGAAGAGUACCUGCAUAUAUGGAGGAGCACCCAAAGGUCCCCAGAUCAGAGAUUUAGAAAGAGGUGUGGAGAUCUGCAUUGCUACACCAGGUCGCUUGAUUGACUUCCUUGAGGCUGGAAAGACCAACCUUCGUCGCUGUACAUACCUGGUGCUGGAUGAAGCUGACAGAAUGUUGGACAUGGGAUUUGAACCACAAAUUCGUAAAAUUGUUGACCAGAUAAGGCCUGACCGCCAGACUCUGAUGUGGAGUGCCACCUGGCCAAAAGAAGUGCGCCAGCUUGCCGAGGACUUCCUGCAGGACUAUGUUCAGAUCAAUGUGGGAAACUUGGAGCUCAGUGCCAACCACAAUAUCCUGCAGAUAGUGGAUGUAUGCAUGGAAAGCGAGAAAGACCAUAAACUGAUCCAACUGAUGGAAGAAAUCAUGGCAGAGAAGGAAAACAAGACUAUCAUCUUUGUGGAGACAAAGAGGAGAUGUGAUGAUCUCACUCGAAGGAUGCGCAGAGAUGGUUGGCCAGCUAUGUGUAUCCAUGGAGACAAGAGUCAGCCAGAAAGAGAUUGGGUGCUUAAUGAGUUUCGUUCUGGAAAGGCUCCUAUCCUCAUUGCUACCGACGUUGCAUCUCGUGGGCUAGACGUGGAAGAUGUUAAAUUUGUGAUAAACUACGACUAUCCGAACAGCUCCGAAGAUUACGUGCAUCGUAUUGGCCGUACCGCACGUAGUACCAACAAAGGUACUGCCUACACCUUCUUCACACCAGGAAACCUGAAACAAGCCAGGGAGCUUAUCAAAGUCUUGGAAGAAGCCAAUCAAGCCAUCAAUCCAAAGCUGAUGCAGCUUGUGGACCACAGAGGAGGAGGAGGUGGUGGUGGAGGAGGUCGUUCUCGUUACCGAACGAGCAGUUCAGUAAACAACCCUAACCUGAUGUACCAGGAAGAGUGUGACAGGAGGCUCCGGGGAGUGAAAGAGGGCCGGAGAGACUCAGGUGGCUUCAGAGACCGUGAGCGUGGUGAAAGUUAUGCCAACGGAGCCAACAAGACCUAUGGCAGUGCCUACGGGAGCCCAAAUUCUGCUUUUGGGGCAGCACAGAGCCAGUAUGGUUACACUCAAGGGAGCUAUGGAGCAGCUGCCUAUGGCACGAGUGGCUAUGGCACUGCAGAGUACAGUGCUAGUGGCUAUGGUGCCAGCACCACAGCUGCCACGGCUGGGAGAACCUCACAGAGCACUACCCAACAGCAGUAUGCAGGGAUGGUGGGGCGCUCGGGCCAGCAGCCGCAGCCGCUCAUGUCACAACAGUUUCCGCAGCCCCCUGCCACUAACGUGAUGGGCUAUAUGGGACAGACUGCCACCUACCAGUACCCACCCCCUCCCCCACCCCCGCCCCCCUCCCGCAAAUGAGACCACUUGCUGGUGACCAGUGUAGACCUCUUGCAUUUAAACUAACCUUAUCUUUCUCUUCUUUCCCAUUGUGAUGUCUUUCAUGCAGGUUAGACUUAGAAUUCACUAUUCAAAUCCCUCGAGCCCAUCAAAAAUCGAGCCCAGUCCACAUUAAUGACCCUGUCCUCUUUUUUUUUUUUUUUUUUUUUUUUUUUUAAUAUAUGUAGUUGACUGGAAAAUUUAUUAUUUUUGUCUUGCAUGUUGAGGAAUUUGGGAAUUUUAUUUUCUCUAAAAGAAAAGGGUAUAAGGCAGAUAGGUCCCAGCUUGAUCAUCUUGGUGUCUAUGGUUUGUGUGAAAACUUGCUUUUGAGGGAAAGAAGUUUCUAUCUGUAACACGUUAACUUAAUUUCAGGAAGUAUAAAGAGAGAUGGGAAACUCUGGGGGAGCCAAAAAGCACUUAAUUUAAAAUAUAAAUGCAAGGGAGCAAUGCUCACUUCUCCUAAUCUUAAUUUUUUGUUUUAAAUAGCUCACUAUUACUGCUUGUAAUCUUACUGUAGGUGACUUUCCAUAAGAAAACUCUGUUCAUUUGUCUGAGCUGGGUGGUGUUCAGAGUAAAGCUUUGGGUAUAUUGUUGGCGAUUUCCGUAGGUCUGGAAGCCCCAUUUUCUGCUACCUGUAUCAGCCUGCAGUAGGGAGUUUGGGAUUAAAAACCCAGUGUCAGAGACCAAAGCUGUCUUGAAUUCAGUACCUGAAAAACGGAUAGUUGCUGUGGGUAUCACUGCUGAAAUGUUCAGCCAAGUAAGCUCUUUCGCUACGAUUGUUAAAUUGCAGCAUCGCAAAUGUGUGGAGCCUGAUUACGGUUAAAUUAGUUACUGCUCUCAAAUUUCUGUUUUUGGGUUUAUUGAAAGAAGUCAUCCUUGAGAGCCUAGAAAUUACCUAGAAAAUUGUUCUGAAUGCCGCUACGCUCGAUAAAAUGUGACAGAGUUUUCCACACUUAAAUUUAAGAGGUUUGAAUAGGGUGGGCUGGGGGGGGGCAGGGGGGAGGAAGGAAGGAGGAGAUUGCCUGGGGUCUCCUUUUCAUGAGGUAAGCGGUGAGCUGGUUAGUGCAUCUUGAUUCUGAAGCUUUAUUUCUUUUGUACCUUGCUCUGACUAUUGCUUUCUCUGGCUUUUGAGUGCAUUUCCCUGCUCCAUUGGUCCCUUUGAGCUGAGCUCUUGCAGGUAGGUAGUAUUUUAGAAAAUGUUAGAGAAGAGUGAAAUUUUAGUAAAUACGUAAAUAAAACUUGUUUAUUUUACAGGCUAAGGUGGGUGUGAGGGGGGUCCCCCCCUUUAGUAAAGCAUGUUGUUGACUUGUUAUUUCUAAUACCAGACGGUUCAGAGACAGUAGAUGAUAACAGGAGUUGGCUGCCCUUGAUCUGAUAAGAUGACAAAAGUAUGGAUACAUCUCCUGGUUUGAGGCACGCUCUUUGCAUUAGGAGAGUGCAGGGGGGUUGUGUGUUUUUUCUGUUGGUGUUCUUGCAUAUGGAUGAACAAGGCAGCCCACUCCUUCUGUAGCGGAGUGGAACUUCUUAUAGCCCUGGAAAAGAGCUUGCUUAUACAGAAAUUAUUUCUUUUGAAAUUUAAUUUCUUCCCAGAGUAAAAUUUUGGGGGAUGGAUGCGCUUUUUUUCUCUUUUUUUGUGCAGUACACAGGUAGGUUGCUGACAGGGAGAAGGGAGAUUCCUUCCAGAACCUCAGUUCCCUGGUUCCAUUUUAUAAUUCCAGUGCAUGGGCAGGAAGUUCCUUUGCUUGUGUUAAGUGAAAGCCAGAAACAUUUUGUUUAUCCAAGCACUGACUGAUACAUCUUUGGCCUCCCUUGCAAGCAAAUCUAGAGCUUUUUUUUUUUUGCCUUUUUUUUUUUUUUUAAAUUCAGGAGUAGAAUGCAGAAAUGUGUUUGAGGGGUGUAAGAGUAGGACAUCUCACUGACUGGCUUUAAAAAGGGUCUCUGGACCGCCAAAGCUGCCUUAUAGUCUGUUAUGGCUUUCACUUUUGGGGGUGACUUGUGCGUGUUUAAACAUCAAUGCCAAGUCUUGGCAGUGCUUUAUUGCCAUUGAGGUUAGCUGAAGUCCAGGGUCUCGGUUCGGUUCAGAGCGUCAGCCAGACCGCUGAAUGCACCGUGGCAUGUGCUGCCCCUGUCCCAUCUGGUGCUCUCUGCUCUGCUCCAUGUACCAGCUGGAGGGCCCUUGUUGAUAAAGCAUUAGCCUCUAGUGUUGUUUGCAUUGUUUUCAAUCUGUAAAAAGUUUGUGGGAGUGUCAGAUAUCUGAGCUGGGUGUCUCCUCCCCUCCCACUUCCUGAAACAAUUUACUGUUUGGACUUCUCUGAACAAUGGAAGGAUUACUAGCUUUGUGUGGGAUCAGCAUCUUGUUUCACACACCUGCUGGUCUCUGAACACAUUCCUGUUGUAUUAACGAAGACUUGAAUUGAGAGAUUCAUAGAUCUGUGGUGUUCAGGCACAGGAUACUAAGAGCUAUGUUACUAUUCUUAGUUUGUAAAUUGUCCUUUUGAUACCAUCUUGUUUUCUUUUGUAGGUAUAAAUAAAAACACUGUUGUCAAUAAA